Messenger RNA from Menidia menidia (Atlantic silverside), 1006 nucleotides. The record is from the annotation of a GenBank genome assembly. Lineage: Eukaryota; Metazoa; Chordata; Actinopteri; Atheriniformes; Atherinopsidae.
GGGGGCACACGAAUAAACAAGACAGUUAAAAACUACGCCAGGAAGCUUUUAGUACUUCCGGGUCACAGAGUGUCAUUGCUAGCUUCAUGUCAGCCUGCAGAUAGCUACUUCAAGCUUCCCCUGGUCUUCUUCUUCGUAUUUAACGAGUCACCAGUUAUGAUCAGGUCAGUGUUGCUGUGCAGGUCAACUACCAACCUCCUGUCCUGCACAAGGGGAUCAUGUCUACUCACCGGUCGGAUACCUAGCGGUUUGCAGCUUCGUCCUCCAGGUCAUCCACAAGUCCAGCAGAGCUGCUGUGGACCCCUCACACCUAAAGUCGCAGCCUCGGUCAGAUAUUCAGACUUUUCCACUCAGAAGUACUCUAUGAUUUAUACUCUGCCACACAUCAAGCUCCUCAGAGCUGUGUCAAGGCUCAAACUUGUCCAAACAGCUAUAACUUUGGUGCUCUUGCCCCCAGUGUAUGUCCUCUACUUAAAAGGAAACGCCUCCCUCUUACUCCUUAGCUACUCAACUGGAAUCGCGCUGUUUGCUGGCGCUAUGCUGUACUCUGCCAGUUACUUCUUCAGGAGGGUUGUUGGGAUGAUGUACCUGGAUCCAUCCCAGACGACACUCAAAGUUUCCCACCUCACUUUCUGGGGCAAACGCAAGGACAUUUAUAUUCCCGUGUCAGAUGUGAUGACUAUAUGUGAUACGGGGGACUCGAAACAUGAGACCAUAAUGAAACUUAAGCGAUACAGCACUCCAGAGACUCUUUAUUUCUCCGCUUACUUCGGACGAGUGGUUGACAAAUCGGGUUUUGAGAGGGUGUUUGGAAGUUUGAAAUGAUCGGCUUUAAAGACUUAUAGAACUAUCCUGAAGAUUCUGCUGAAAAAACAUAUGUUUGUGCUGAAAAAUAAAAAUAAUCUAUGAAUAUAGAUUGGAAAAUUGUUGCUUUCAUCAUUUCUGGCUGAAAUCUGCCCUGGGGUGUUUUAUUUUACUGGUUUAUUCAGAAAUUUUUUACACUGAC